ACGACAGUAACGUCAUACCGGAGGGGCGGAGCUUAGCGGAGCAGCAACAUGGCUGCAGACUACUGUGAGCCCGAUAGACCUGAGAAUCUGUCCGACUGAACCGACCCAGAGACAUCCCCGGCGGACCGGGACACCCCCUCCAGUGAGUAACGCGCACCGCAGAGCUGCAUGUGUUACCGGGAGAGCGUCCCACGGCUGGCUGCCCCGCCCCCCUCAGCACCACGCCCCCCUCGCCCUCCCCUCAUGGAGAGGAUGAGAAAGAUCAAACGGCAGUUGUCAUUCACCCUGGGGAGGGGAGGGGCCAGGGGAAGGGACACCAUCAACCAGGAAGUGACCUCACACAGUGAUUCAGAGGUGUCUCUUCACACUUCUUCUGGAGGUUUAAAGGUUCGAGGUUCGUCUUCAUCAGUUCAGUCUCUUCUUCAGUCGUACAGCAGCUCGCUGAGAAAACCUGGAGGUCUGGGACGCAGCCUGAGCUCCUACCUGAACCACACGGCCCGACUGGAGAUCGUCCAUGAGGAUGUGAAGAUGUGUUCAGAAGGAGAAAGUGAUCCGUCCUCGUCUUCAGUCCUGGUUCACAGUCCAGUUAGAAUGAGACUGAGAAACAAAAAGAUAUCAACUGAGGACAUUAACAAACGUCUCUCAUUACCGGCCGACAUUCGUCUUCCAGACGAUUAUCUGGAGAAGUUUAAUCUGAUUGGUCCAGCUCUGUUUGAUCAGCCAAUCAGUAGGCGGCUCCGUAGAGUGUCUCUGUCAGAGAUUGGUUUUGGGAAACUGGAGACAUACGUCAAACUGGACAAACUAGGAGAGGGCACCUACGCCACCGUGUAUAAAGGUCGCAGUAAACUGACCGAGAACCUCGUGGCCUUGAAGGAGAUUCGAUUGGAACACGAGGAAGGAGCGCCGUGUACUGCUAUCAGAGAAGUGUCUCUGUUGAAGGAUCUAAAACACGCCAACAUCGUCACGCUUCAUGACAUCAUCCACACCCAAAAGUCCCUCACACUGGUGUUUGAGUACCUGGACAAAGACUUGAAGCAGUAUCUGGACGACUGUUCAAACAUCAUCAACAUUCACAACGUGAAACUCUUCCUCUUCCAGUUGCUACGAGGUUUGUCCUACUGUCAUCGGAGGAAAGUUCUCCACAGAGACCUGAAACCUCAGAACCUGCUGAUCAACGAGCGAGGAGAACUCAAACUGGCCGAUUUUGGUCUUGCACGGGCAAAGUCCAUCCCCACAAAGACGUACUCUCAUGAGGUGGUGACGCUGUGGUACCGCCCCCCCGACAUCCUGCUGGGCAGCACUAACUACUCCACCCACAUCGACAUGUGGGGGGUUGGCUGUAUCUUCUAUGAGAUGACGACAGGGCGACCUCUGUUUCCUGGUUCCACUGUGGAGGAGGAGCUCCACUUCAUCUUCAAGCUGCUGGGUACUCCUACCGAGAUCAGCUGGUCUGGAAUCAGCUCCAACCAGCAGUUUGUGGCUCACAAGUAUCCUCUUUACCGAGCAGAGCGGCUGAGUACCCACACUCCUAGGCUCAGCAGUGAUGGAGUCGACUUGCUUUCAAAGUUCCUUCAGUUUGAAGGGAAGAAGAGGAUCUCGGCAGCCGAGGCGAUGAGUCAUCCUUAUUUUAGUAACCUUGGAAACAGAGUGACGACACUUCUCGAUACAACGUCCAUCUUUAGUCUGCCAGAGAUUCACCUGGAGAAAGAAACCAUCCGACCAAUCGGCUCUGAUUCAGUUAACAGUCCGGCUAAUAGGUGUGGUCUGCUGCUCUGACAUCAUUGUGGGGGCGUGGCCAGUUACUCUGACAUCAUGCUAUGGGCGUGUUCUGCCAUAAUGACAUCAUGAGAUGGUUUCAGGAUCAAAGGAAAACCGAAAGAAAUGGACGCCAUGAUGACUUUCUAUCGAGAGAGAGAAGAAGAAAAUGGCAGCUUCUUGUUUACUCAGAUUAAUGCAAUAAUGGAUCACAGCAGCCAUCUGACCAAUCAGCGACCAGCAAGUUGUGACAUCAGAGUCACUUCAGAACAUGAACAGAUGAGAUACAGGUUAUUUAACAGAACAGUCUUCCAUUUUCAGAUUGAACACAAAUGACUGUUGUCAUGGAUACGCCUGAAUACAGGUACCACCUGCGUGUGCAGCACUGUUGUCGUAAAUUAAAAACGUGUCAUUCAUUCCACUAACAUGGUAUUAGUUUUAUUUUAAAAGAAAAGAAAGUUUAUCCUGAAUUCAGACUUGACUUGAAGUUCUGCAGAGGCACCGACUCCAACCCGUUUGGUACAAACUGAAUAUAAACCGAAUGUAACCAUAGUAACAGGAAGGAAUCAAUAAAGAAUGUUCCACUUUUUUAAAAUUCAAAGACAAUAAUUGGUUUGGAGCUGCUGUUUGUGUACCUGUCAUAGUACAGUAUAACCUUUACAGUGAUAUAUGUACUUCAAUUAAUUACAAUUACAUUAAGUACAAUUAAUGUACUUCAAGUAAUUUAACUUCUUUUUAUAUAACAGAUUAAAUUGUUUGGUUUCAAACUGAAAUCGGCACAAUAGAAAGUUUUAAGUUUAAUUAUAAAAGUGUAAACUGGUUUUUAUUGUUCUGCAUGUGUGUUGUACACUCAAACUUUAUACUACAAUACUGGUAAUAAAUGUAGUAGUAUUAUAAACAAUGCACUGAUAGUGUAAUUAUAUAUACAGUUAUACGUAUAAGUGUAAAAACAGCUCUUUUCUUCACAUGGAUCAUUUAAUUUAUAACACGUUGAAUAGUUUUUAUUCAGGAAUGUCAGCAGAGCCUCACCUGAGCAUGGGGGCGGGGCUUAGUGUCGUUAGUGCAACACGUGACUCUGAAAUAUUCACUGAUAAAAAUCCCUUUUUGCACCUGUAGUAUUUGUACCAGGAAGGUCACUACGGUGUAAUAUUCAGCAGUCAAAUCAACUUCUUUACGGCGUAUGGAAGAUUUUUGUUUUUUUAUAUUUCAUUUAAUACUUGUUACUGCUAUCUGAGACGGGGCGGGAGGCCGAUCUCAGUGUGUGUGUGGGGGGGGGGGGGGGUGUCUUCUUGAACUGGGGCCAUGCUUUGGACCUGAGGUUGUUAAGACUUUGUGAUGGCUGUUCUUCUCUUUGAAUUGUUUGUGGUAUUUUCAGGUUUUGGAGCACUGAUAUUUCACACAAACGUUUGCUGAUGUGAAUUUUAAUUUUGUAUCCGUAGACGUUUGUAUGUGAAAAGAUCAAAAUGUACAGUGGCCACUGAAUGAAAUUAUUAAAUUAUUUUUUUGUUGAAAGGUAGAACUACUUUUGUUGUGAUAAUAAGAGGAAACAAGAACAUUUCAAAAGUUUCAAUAACUGAAUUAUUCUGGAUUCAUCCAGCUGCUGUUUCAACAAUCUGAAACUCACGACAAGACAUUUGGUUGAAGGUCACCGAUCUCCCAGUUGGACUCAGACCAGAAGAAUCGAGGUCAACCAGGGUCACUGCUGGACAAACAUUAAAGUAGACUAUUGUUGCACACCCUAAAUUCAAUAAGUACCUGAGAAAAGGAGAAUAUUUCCUAAACGUGUUCAUCCUCAGUUACUAACAGUCACCAUGAAUAAAGAAUUAAAGAUAGAAGAAUCCAUUAGAGGCUUUUGGUUUGUAGAAAUAUCUAGUUAUCCGUUUGCUACUCUGGUUUAGAAUAAUCAGACUUAAAGCUGUUGAAUCCAAAUCUUGUUUUCUCUGCUUUGUGUUGACACCAAAGUUCUCUGCAAUAUUUUGCAUGAUGCAAUUCUUCCAGAUAACUUCUUUGAAUGUUCUUCCAUCUGAAAAGAAAGCACUGCCACGUAUCUUAUGCUAUAACUGAUCUGCAUACUAUAAAUAUCAAUGGAAGUAGGGAGGAUUUAUGAUACUGAUGUACCGUCAUGUUGACUAAAUGUAUUCUUGAUAUGUUUACAGUAUAUGAAUAUACAUUAAAGGUCUUUAUUAUCUGCA
Pungitius pungitius (ninespine stickleback) is the source of this 3947-nucleotide messenger RNA. RefSeq names its product cyclin dependent kinase 16 (gene cdk16). Lineage: Eukaryota; Metazoa; Chordata; Actinopteri; Perciformes; Gasterosteidae. The coding region runs from base 169 to 1776 and encodes 535 amino acids. Gene Ontology annotation, biological process: protein phosphorylation; exocytosis; neuron projection development. The transcript is spliced from 17 exons. Gene Ontology annotation, cellular component: cytoplasm; nucleus; synaptic vesicle. The record is from RefSeq and is a predicted model, not a curated record. Gene Ontology annotation, molecular function: ATP binding; cyclin-dependent protein serine/threonine kinase activity.